Hevea brasiliensis (rubber tree) is the source of this 1535-nucleotide messenger RNA. RefSeq names its product putative F-box protein At1g65770. The record is from RefSeq and is a predicted model, not a curated record. The coding region runs from base 58 to 1221 and encodes 387 amino acids. The transcript has 2 exons. Gene Ontology annotation, molecular function: protein binding. Lineage: Eukaryota; Viridiplantae; Streptophyta; Magnoliopsida; Malpighiales; Euphorbiaceae.
CACCAACCAACAUAAAGCUUCUACAUCCAGCUGCUUUAUCUGCCAAUUUCUUCAAAGAUGAGCAGGUGGACCGAUCUUCCCAAGGAGCUUUUGGAAACUAUCUCCAAAUGCCUCGAUUUUCGUGUCGAUGUUCUCCGAUUUCGCUCUGUCUGCACUUCCUGGCGAUCCUCCGUUCCAUUUCCUUCCUUUGAUGAAGAUAUUCCUCCUCUCAUCCUUAAACUUCCUAUGCCCAUCGGCGUCGAUGCCGUUCUUUCUCAGGCCACCAUUUGCAGAAUGGAAUUUUCCCGUCAGAGUAAAAAUUCUUCUUCUUCCGAAUCAAAGCCCAAGGCCUGGUUAACUAAAAUUGGAGAGACCAAACUGGGUAAAUUGAAGUUUUUUCAUCCACUCUCAAAUUCCCAAGUCAGGUACUCUCCAAUCAUGUUGAACUUGCUGGACUUCCGGUUUUUCGUGUUAAGUAAAGCUUUCAUGCUUAAAUCCCUAUCUGGAUUCUAUCUUUUUGGGAUAAAUAAAGUUCUUUUAUUUCCAAGUUCUGCUAGAUAUAGUGAACAUGAGCUUUCCAUUCUUGCCAUUUACCACGAAGGAAAAUUGGGUUAUUGGAAAUAUGGAGAUGAGAGUUGGACGCUUUUAGAUGAUAAGAAUUUUCAAUAUGAUGACAUUAUUGAAUAUAAGGGCCAAUUUUAUGUUGUUGAUAGAUGGGGUACAGUUUCUUGGAUUGAUUCGUCCUUGAAACUGAUUCAGUAUUCCCCUCCUUUGUUCGGUUGUGGUAGCCAGAAGAAUUUGGUGGAGUCAUGUGGGGAUCUUUAUGUAGUUGAUAGAUAUCUUGAUGGAGAUAGGAGAACAUGGAAUGAUUAUGAGAAUCUUGAUGUUAGGCGUCUUAGUUUCUCUUUUCGUCGAAGGAGAUACAGGAUGUGUAGUCCUAAAGCUAUUGCUUUCAGAAUUCAUAAGCUUGAUGAAGAGUGGGGUACAUGGGUUGAUGUGAAAUCAUUGGGUGAUAGAGCCUUUGUUUUGGGUGUGGAUUGUUCUUUCUCCAUAUCAUCUACUGAUUUUUUGGGAGGUAAAGGGAACUGUGUUUACUUCACAGACGAUGAUGAUGUUAAGGGAAAAGGAUUAAAAAGUGAUAGCAUUUUCCUGUUCCGAUUAGAGGAUCACAUCAUUGAGAAAGUAACAACAUUACCUGAGUACUCUGACGUAUUCUGGCCACCCAAAAUUUUCUCAGCAUGACCAAAUUUGGCCAGAAGUUUAAUGUGACCUGUUAAAAGAGCUUUUCUGCAGUUAUGAAGACGUAGGCUACUCCAACAUGUAAAUCUAUCAGAAUUUAGUUUCAGGCCCUCAUGAUCAACACCUUCCAUCGCAUUCUCUCUAGUGUAGUCAAUGUUGGUACUUCAAUCUUACAUAAGCAUGUGACUUGGGAUGUUGAUGAACCACAUGAAUUAAGGGAUGUUUAUGUACUAUCAACGUGUUUACAUAAGCAAGUGCACUGUUUAUCUAUUUUGUUAAAUAUAACUCUUAUGGAAAUUGGAUUAGUUGUGAAGGAA